AUGGCAAAUUGGUUACUCCAGGCUGCUCACUUCACUUCAACAAAUUGAGUCAUCCAUUUUUUUGUGCAUCUCCGAUUCUCCCCUAUAUAUCCAAAUCACCCCCCACCGAUUCUCUCACUGCUCACUUCCAAUGGCCGACUCCGAUUGCAAAACCCACGAUUCCCAAACCCUUGUAGAUGGCAACCUCCUCGCCGCUAAAUCUUUCGCGGCCGCCGGCAUCACGCACAUGUUUGGCGUUGUUGGCAUUCCGGUCACCUCAUUCGCCAACCGCGCCGUGUCUAUGGGCAUCCGCUUCCUCGCUUUCCACAACGAGCAAUCGGCGGGCUACGCUGCCUCCGCCUACGGCUACCUUACCGGCAAGCCCGGCCUCCUUCUCACCGUCUCCGGCCCCGGCUGCGUCCACGGCCUCGCCGGGCUCUCCAACGCCGCCGUCAACGCUUGGCCUAUGGUGUUGAUUUCUGGCUCCUGCGACCAGGCCGACUUCGGUCGCGGCGACUUCCAGGAGCUUGAUCAGGUGGCCGUCGUUAGGCCUUUCUCCAAGUUCUCUGCAAAAGCCACUGAUAUUUCCCAAAUACCUAAUUGCGUUUUUAAAGUCCUGGAUCAAGCUCUUUCGGGUCGGCCUGGUGGUUGUUACUUGGAUCUUCCAACGGAUGUUCUCCACCAAACUGUUUCUCAAUCCGAGGCCGAGAGUCUGUUGGCUGCUGCUGAAAAAUCUAGGGCAAAGCCACAAUUUCCAUCUGUCGAGAGUUCACUGAUCGAGAAGGCAGUUUCUCUGCUCAGACACGCCGAAAGGCCUCUCAUUGUGUUCGGAAAGGGGGCGGCGUUUGCGCGUGCUGAGAAUUCGAUAACAAAGCUGGUGGAGAGCACUGGGAUUCCGUUUUUGCCAACUCCAAUGGGGAAGGGAUUGUUGCCAGAUACGCACGAGCUCGCGGCUACAGCAGCGCGGUCGCUUGCUAUUGGUAAAUGCGACGUUGCGCUUGUAGUUGGUGCGCGGCUGAACUGGUUGUUGCACUUUGGGGAGCCUCCCAAGUGGUCUAAGGAUGUGAAAUUUAUUUUGGUUGAUGUGUGUGAGGAAGAAAUUCAGUUGAGGAAACCAUGUUUGGGUUUGGCUGGGGAUGCAAAGCAGGUGUUGGAUAUGAUCAAUUUGGAGAUUAAGGACGACCCCUUUUGUUUGGGGAAGUCUCAUCCAUGGGUUGAGGCCAUUUCAAAGAAGGCUAGGGAUAAUGUGUCCAGGAUGGAGGCUCAGUUGGCGAAGGAUGUUGUGCCUUUUAAUUUUCUUACGCCCAUGAGGAUUAUCAGAGAUGCAAUCCUGGGAGUGGGUAGCCCUGCUCCAAUAUUAGUUUCAGAAGGGGCGAAUACCAUGGAUGUUGGGAGGUCAGUGUUGAUUCAGACGGAGCCGAGGACCAGGUUGGAUGCAGGGACUUGGGGGACGAUGGGGGUUGGUUUAGGUUACUGCAUUGCUGCUGCUGUAGCUUCACCUGAUCGCCUUGUGGUUGCAGUUGAAGGUGACUCUGGAUUCGGUUUCAGUGCCAUGGAAGUUGAGACAUUGGUGCGAUACCAGUUGCCAGUGGUGGUGAUUGUUUUUAACAAUGGUGGUGUAUAUGGUGGUGAUCGGAGAAACCCUGAAGAGGUUACAGGGCCUUACAAAGAUGAUCCAGCACCCACUUCUUUUGUUCCAGGUGCAGCAUAUCAUGUUCUAAUUGAAGCCUUUGGAGGCAAGGGCUAUCUUGUUGGAACACCUGAUGAACUAAAGUCUGCCCUUGCUGAAUCUUUUUCUUCAAGGAAACCAGCUGUGAUAAACGUUACAAUUGAUCCUUAUGCUGGUGCAGAGAGUGGGAGGAUGCAACACAAAAACUGAGAGUUGUUAGUUACAGAUAGCAUGAAAUACACGAAUAUCACAUCUUAGUGCUAUCUGAGGCAGUCUCUCAUCUUAGUCUUUCUGAGGCAGUCACAGAGACGUCAAAUAACAUGAAAUAAAUGCGGGGAAUUGAAGGGGAGUGAGACAUCAUGUUUGUCUAUCCUGUCAUAGAUGCUGCAGCAGGUAGAUACAUGAUUGUAAUGGACUCUAUAUUCAAGUUUUCAAUUUAUCAUUUCUUUGUUGUGAUCAAAAUUGCAUGUUACAGUGAUAAUGAUUGAAGAAGUGUUGCUUCAAUUUUCCUUGUUUUGAUUUGGUAACUGAA
Vitis riparia (riverbank grape) is the source of this 2180-nucleotide messenger RNA. Its product is annotated as 2-hydroxyacyl-CoA lyase. The coding region runs from base 131 to 1858 and encodes 575 amino acids. NCBI's taxonomy places the organism in Eukaryota, Viridiplantae, Streptophyta, Magnoliopsida, Vitales, Vitaceae. Gene Ontology annotation, biological process: fatty acid alpha-oxidation. Gene Ontology annotation, molecular function: magnesium ion binding; catalytic activity; thiamine pyrophosphate binding. The transcript is spliced from 3 exons. Gene Ontology annotation, cellular component: peroxisome. The record is from RefSeq and is a predicted model, not a curated record.